AUGCAUGUGCAAACACUACUGGAGACCGGCUUUCAACAAAGUGUCUUUGGUCUAUUGAUUACCCAUGGGAUUACUCGAAACCGUCUCCUCCACAGAAGGAAGAUAUAUAGAUUUGCGGAAGAACUCUGCCGCCCGAGAAGCUUGAGCUUGAAAGCGGUAUCGUACACACUUAUCUUUAUUCUCGUAAACAAAAACCGGGAGAAGGUUCCAGCGGAAAGCCAGGGUAGUUUAACAAAGGAGGCUACCCUUAUGAACGAGAGUAGGUCUAAUUCCGGUCUGGAGCUGAAUCAAGAAUUAUUCAUGCUAAGACAACGGAGUGGGGGCUCUUCCUUUGGUCGUCUCCUUGAGAUAGUUUGCCCUCUCCUUUCAGUCGAGCUACUUCGUUACCCUCUCCUCUCCUCUCUUGUGUCGAUUGUUCUGCUAGCUCCUCUUUGGACCGCCAUCAGAAAGGAAUCGGGUAAGUAA
Prunus armeniaca (apricot) is the source of this 465-nucleotide messenger RNA. The record is from the annotation of a GenBank genome assembly. NCBI's taxonomy places the organism in Eukaryota, Viridiplantae, Streptophyta, Magnoliopsida, Rosales, Rosaceae.